UUGGCAAUGAAAUAAUUUUCUCUCUCUCUCUUUUUUUUUUAUUUCUCUGCGAAUCUUACCAGAUAAGACGGAAGAUGAAGAGACCGCCCUUCGCUCCACCCCAAGAUGUCUUAAUUGAAGAUCUUCUUUAUAUGAGGAUAGAAUUCAGCCUUUUUCCGGGAGUCCUGAGAUGCCUCGUCCAGUCUAUGGUACCUGUAUGGGGGUGAAGGCUGCUGGGACACACACGGUGAUUCUUCUUUGUUUACUUCUGCGAGGAGAAGCGGUGCCCCACACGAGGUACUCCCAUGCCGGGUUAUGUCCGAACGAUAUGAAUCCCAACCUGUGGGUGGACGCUCAGAGCACCUGUCAGAGAGAGUGCGAAGCCGAUCAGGAAUGUGAAACCUACGAGAAGUGUUGCCCAAAUGUCUGUGGAACAAAGAGCUGCGUGGCAGCCCGAUACAUGGAUGUGAAGGGGAGGAAAGGUCCCGUGGGGAUGCCCAAACAGGCUACUUGUGACCUCUUCAUGUGUGCUCAGCAAGGGUCAGAGUGUGACCUUUGGGACGGACAACCGAUCUGCAAAUGCAAAGAUAGAUGCGAGAAGGAACCGAGUUUCACCUGCGCUUCCGAUGGUCUCACCUACUAUAACAAGUGCUUUAUGGAUGCCGAAGCUUGCUCCAGGGGGAUAACGUUGACCGUAGUCACAUGCAAGUAUCACCUCACCUGGCCACACACUAGCCCUCUGCCAUCAACAGCCGUCCCAACCAUUCCAUCAGCCGAAAUGGUCAUCACCAACGUGCUGCCACCAGCUCUGGUCAACAAACCCACUCACAAGACGGUCAACGUCGGAGACACGGUCAGCUUCCAUUGCGAUGUAACUGGUAAGCCCAAACCGGAAAUAACGUGGGAGAAGGAAGGAAAGGAAAAUGUAGUCAUGCGGCCCAAUCAUGUGGUGGCCAACAUAGUGGUCACCAACAUCGCCCAGCUAGUCAUCUAUAACACACAACUACAAGACACUGGAGUCUAUAUAUGUACGGCCAAAAACAGUGGGGGCAUCCUCAAGAUCAACUUUCCCUUGUCUGUCAAAGAGCAGCCCGCCAAGGAGAAAUCUGGAAACCAAACUUUUUUUCCCACCGAUGAGUGUCUGAAGCCUCCGGACAGUAAGGACUGUGGAGAGGAGCAGACGCGGUGGUACUUCGAUGCCAAGAAAAAUAAUUGUUUUGUGUUCGUGUACGGCAACUGCAACAGCAACCUGAAUCAUUUCGAGACCUACGAGUCGUGUAUGAUAACGUGUAUGAAUGGACCCGUCAAUAUCUGUAACCAUCCUGCCCUCCAAGGUCCGUGCAAAGCCUACGAGCCCCGAUGGGCAUUCAACAAGUUACUCAGUCAGUGCCAGUCGUUCAUUUAUGGCGGGUGUGGCGGCAAUGAAAACAACUUUGAAAGUAAAGAAAUGUGUGAAGAAUCCUGCCCCUUCCCCAAAAACCAAAAGUGCAAAGUCUGUAAGCCCCGGCAGAAGCUGGUGACCAGCCUCUGUAAAAGUGACUUUGCCAUCCUUGGCCGGAUAGUAGAGUUGACCGAUGACCAAGAAUCUGGACAUGCUCUUGUUUCGGUGGAAGAAAUCCUGAAAGAUGAAAAAAUGGGACUGAAAUUUUUGGGAAAGCAACCACUAGAGAUCACUCUUCUCAACAUGGACUGGAGUUGCCCGUGUCCCAACAUCACCUCUGUCAGUGGACAGCUCAUAAUCAUGGGGGACGCACAUAACGGCAUGGCGGUCCUACAGCCGCACAGCUUUGUGGGCAUGUCAAGUGCCCGGCGCGUGCGCAAACUCAGGGAAGUCAUCCACAAUAAAACAUGUGAUCUUCUCAAAGAAAUUUUAGGGCAACCAUGAUGUAUUGAUGAUCAUAGAAGAUGAAUGAUACUUGAAUUAAUGUAUUUUCUGAUAUUACUGAUAUGUCAACUAUGAAUUAAAGAAAAACUGGUCAUAUAUAAAUGUUAUUAUUGUUCUAAUCCUGUUUAAUGGGAGACAGUCAUAUAGUAGUUAUAUUCUUGUAUAUAGGAGCAGUAUUGUAGUAGUUAUAUUCUUGUAUAUAGGAGCUGUAUUAUAGUA
Hyla sarda is the source of this 2083-nucleotide messenger RNA. It is a transcript of the gene WFIKKN2, whose product is annotated as WAP, follistatin/kazal, immunoglobulin, kunitz and netrin domain containing 2. Bases 170 to 1864 code for a protein of 564 amino acids. The transcript is spliced from 3 exons. NCBI's taxonomy places the organism in Eukaryota, Metazoa, Chordata, Amphibia, Anura, Hylidae. Gene Ontology annotation, cellular component: extracellular region. Gene Ontology annotation, molecular function: protein binding; serine-type endopeptidase inhibitor activity. The record is from RefSeq and is a predicted model, not a curated record.